Messenger RNA from Chelmon rostratus (copperband butterflyfish), 522 nucleotides. Its product is annotated as gamma-crystallin M2-like. The transcript is spliced from 3 exons. Gene Ontology annotation, biological process: visual perception; lens development in camera-type eye. Gene Ontology annotation, molecular function: structural constituent of eye lens. The coding region runs from base 1 to 522 and encodes 173 amino acids. Lineage: Eukaryota; Metazoa; Chordata; Actinopteri; Chaetodontiformes; Chaetodontidae. The record is from RefSeq and is a predicted model, not a curated record.
AUGGGUAAGAUCAUCUUCUACGAGGACAGGAACUUCCAGGGUCGCUCCUAUGAGUGCAGCAGCGAAUGCUCUGACCUGCAUUCCCACUUCAGCCGCUGCAACUCCAUCAGAGUGGACAGCGGUGACUGGAUGGUCUAUGAGAGACCCAACUACAUGGGCUACCAGUACUUCCUGAGGAGGGGCGACUAUCCAGACUACCAGCGCUGGAUGGGAUUCAACGACUGUGUGCGAUCCUGCCGUGUGAUCCCUGCGAACCAAGGCUCUCACAAAAUGAUGAUCUACGAGCGCCCGGAGUUUGGAGGCCAGAUGAUGGAGCUGACCGACGACUGCCCCUCCCUGUAUGAGCGCUUCCACUCCAACGACAUCCAGUCCUGCAACGUCAUGGACGGUCACUGGAUCUUCUACGAGCAUCCCCAUUACAGGGGACGCCAGUACCUGAUGCGCCCCGGCGAAUACAGGAGGUUUAAUGAGUGGGGAAGCAUGAGCUCUAGGGUGGGAUCCAUUAGACGCAUCACUAUGUGA